Messenger RNA from Penaeus indicus, 1561 nucleotides. RefSeq lists its product as uncharacterized. The record is from RefSeq and is a predicted model, not a curated record. Bases 107 to 1522 code for a protein of 471 amino acids. NCBI's taxonomy places the organism in Eukaryota, Metazoa, Arthropoda, Malacostraca, Decapoda, Penaeidae. The transcript has 12 exons.
CAGGCUGUGGCAGUAAUGAGAGGAGAGUGUCUGUCGUGUGGAGAGCGAGAUGUAAUGGGCCAUUUUAACCUCGGAUUUCGUAUGGUGCCACGUGGAGGGAGCCGCCAUGUUGGUUCAGAUCUUUGGGCGGUUGAACUCCGUGGUCGGCUGGAUCUCGGCAGUCUGCGCGGUGAGCACGAUGGCGUUCGACCAUAACGACGCUUCGAACGAUGUGAUUCAAACCGGGAAUUCCUGUGACGUCAUUGGUAUUCGAAUACGUGACCCCGAACCUUCGACGAUCAGGGUCACGUUUGAGCUUGACCUCCGUGACCCGGAAAGGUGCAAGAAAGGCUCUUGGAACAUCUUAUCGGCUGGCGGUGGGCGGAGCUUCAGUUUCCGGGCAGAGGGCAGGCAGGGAAGUGUAUGCAUCCCGACGAAGGGGAAAUUCCAGCUCAAAGUCGGUUCAGUCACUUCGGACGCGUUCGAAGUGCCGAGUCCUACAGUCAGCUAUUCGCACGCCUUUCUGUCUUUCAGCACGAAAACCCUCGCCCUGAACCUCAACACCUGGGGAGACAACCGCGCCGGGGGUUGGAGGCUCACGGUCCUCAAGUGCAAGGCCCACGGAUCGACGCUGAAGGGGCGUGUCGAGUCGAGGUACGCCGAGGAAGAGUGCGCCGUCGUGCCUGGCGUAGGCUGUGAGAACUGCUCGACGCAAAUUCGAGUCGACGCCGACUUCGACUUGGAUGCCUGCUAUGUCUUCCAUCUGGACCCAAUAGAUAAGGCCAAUGCAUGCCGGUUGCAUAAGGACAACGAAUACUUCACUCACCCAGACGGCUGCUACCCCUCGGCCCUAGCGACGCCACAGCCGCCAGAGGUGAGACUGACAGCCCUGUGGUUCGUGAUCCUUGACGUCGGAGUGAUGUUGGCAGGGGUAACGUGCGCACUGAUAAUGGUGAUGCUGAGAGGGAAACUGUGCGGUCGAUUUAAAAACGACGGUGUUGCCAACACGGGGUCAACGACUAAAGCGAAGAGACAUCCCUUGCCCGUGAUGGUCCUUUACGCGACAGACAGCUUCGAGCACCUGGCGAGGGUGUCCUCUCUCAUGCAGGAGCUGAGUCAGUUGGACUGCCAGAUCCUCGACCUGCACGACGACCGGAACGCCCACCUCCUAGCCGAUCCUGCUGGUUACAUCCUCGAGGCGACGUCCUCCCGCUCCUUCACCAGGGUCAUCCUCGUCCUGUCCAGCGAGGUCACGAGGCUGCAGAGGUCAUUUCUGGAGAACGAGUCAGACACGGAGGCGCCGUCGAACGCCCUGAGCGCGCGUGGCGAACCCAAGGACCUCCUGCUCCUGUUGGCGCUGAAGAGGCUGCACGAACUCGAUCUCGUCUACAAUUAUUCCAGGAUCUUCGUCGUCAGCCUGGACGACACCGAAGCCCUGAGCAGCGAAAAGGACGUGGAACUGCUCGUGGACGCUCGUCGGUACCAGCUCCCCAAGCACUGGUCGGCCCUGCUCGCUGCUCUCUCGGCCACGGCGCCCUGCUGAUCGGGAAGUGGGGAACAGGGAGGGAGAGAGAGAGAGAGA